This is a messenger RNA of Limulus polyphemus (Atlantic horseshoe crab), 1824 nucleotides long. RefSeq names its product basic salivary proline-rich protein 1-like. Bases 1 to 1824 code for a protein of 607 amino acids. NCBI's taxonomy places the organism in Eukaryota, Metazoa, Arthropoda, Merostomata, Xiphosura, Limulidae. The transcript is spliced from 3 exons. The record is from RefSeq and is a predicted model, not a curated record.
AUGACUCCUCGUGAGGAAUUAAAAGAAGCAUGGGAAGUGCUGAUCGUUCUGACACUGUUCCUUUUACAAACAGUUAGAACGUUAACUGUAGAAGACAAAGUUUCGGGAAUCGAGCCUGAAUCUUCUGAGAAUAUCGAAACAAGUUCAUCCGACUCUAAAAAACAAACCUAUGGUCGUCUGACUCAAGGGUCUCAAAUAAAACCAAAUUAUGGAGGGGUUGGACAAGUGCGGUCCUACUUUGUUUUAGGACAACAAUCAAAUGGAUAUGGUGAAGGAUUGAAGUCCAAACCUCUAGCCCCGGGUAGAAUCUCAACUCCAGUUCAGACUCCAAGACGUCCAUUAGCUCCAAGUAGAUACUUACCUGCUCCACCUCCACCCAGCUACUCCUCUGCUCCACCUCCACCCAGAUACUCUUAUGCACCAGCCUCACCUAGCUAUUCAUCUGCUCCUACUCGACCUGGUUACUUACCUGCUCCAGUUAAGCCUGAUUUUCCAUCUGCUCCUACUCGGCCUGGUUACUUACCUGCUCCAAUUAAGCCUGAUUUUCCAUCUGCUCCUACUCGACCUGGUUACUUACGUGCUCCAGUUAAGCCUGGUUUUCCAUCUGCUCCUGUUCAACCCGAUUACUCCUCUGCUCCAGUCCCAUCUGGCUCCUUGAAUCCUCCAUCUCCUCCUAGCUACUCAACUUCUACAGUCCCAGCUGGCUACCUUCCUCGUGGUCAGGGACAUCGAACCGUAGUGUUGGUGCCAGUGCAGUCAUCCAGACCUUACAGGGGUCAACAAGAUUUUGGACCCUCUUAUCUUUCCCAACUUCCUCGCCCUACGGUACAGCUUCCAGGAUACGGAGCACCAGAACCUCAAUCUUUGUCUAAGUCAGGGUAUAGGCCUCCACGGACUUUCUCCCAGCCAUUACUUUCAUAUUCUGGACUUACUGGUUCGAAUGGGGCAAAUGUCAACUUAUAUAGUGGACCUUCUGAACCGACUCAAAGUGGAAAGUCACAAUUUCCUGCUCUCACUGUUCUGCUGGCUGGUCUCAUCAGGGGAGGGGAUGUGGAAGAACCAGGAGCUCCAGUUCCUAAACCACCAUCACCUGGAUUUUUUAGGUUCUAUUUUGCCCAACCAAAGUUUAAACAUGGAUAUGGAUACGGAAAACAACCGGAAGGGUUCCAGAGUAGGUUAAACAUAGGACCUGACGGCAGACCCAAAAAUUUAAACUUUGGACAACCAGUGCAAGGAGGCCAGAGACCUGAUGGUCAGCUUCCAUAUGGUGAUGCAGAGGGAGGACUUCAACAGGAUUUACAAAAGCAACUACAAAGGAAUGCCCCUUACCUAGGGCCAGGUCCCAAUGUUGGCAGUGGUCAGCCUCCAAGAGGUCCCCCUGGUGGUGGAAGGCCAGAUCUGGAAUCUCUGUAUGGUGGAGGACAGCAACAAGGCGGCCCACUUCAAAGGCCUCCGGCCUCAUUCCCAAAGCAGGCUUCACCAUACUCAUCCGCUAUUCAAGGAUUACGAGGAGUAUCACUGGGUGCCAUUGCCGGUGAGGGUGGACCACAAGGUCGUGGUCCAGGAGCACAAUUUUCGCCGGCAGGCAUAUCGCUGGCAGCUUUGAAAGGCGGCGUCGAGGGCUUUGAAGGAAAAAUCAGAUCAGCAGCUGCAAAUGAAGGUGGUAAUGGACAACAAAGAAGUUAUGGACCACCUCCAAGAGGAUUUCCACCAGUAGCUGGACCUCCAUCAAACUAUUUCGGAGCACAAAGUUCUCAAAAUGGCGUGAAAAAUAGAGGUGCUGCCAAUCUUCCUAUAGGAGUAGCUGGUGUGUACAGAAAAUAA